GAUCUCAACGCCAUCCGAUCUGUCCCCAGGAGUAGUCGGCUGCCCUGCUUCCUGCCUGUGGGGACCCUGUGGAGAGUUCUCAGAACAUCUGGGCUGCAGCUCCAAGGACGCGCUGGCCUGCAUUCCGACUUCUGGUGGUCCACCUCGCUGUGUGCCCAGGCGUGGAGAAACCAUGAACAGCUCCCGCAGUGAGAUGUUUGACUGCUACUUCCUCGAUGAAGGCUUCACAGCCAAGGACAUCUUGGACCAGAAGAUCAACGAGGUCUCCUCCUCCGAUGACAAGGAUGCCUUCUAUGUCGCAGACCUGGGGGACAUUAUGAGGAAGCAUCUGCGCUGGCUGAAAGCUCUCCCUCGAGUCACCCCUUUCUAUGCAGUCAAGUGCAAUGACAGCAGAGCCAUCGUGAAAACCCUCGCCGCCAUCGGAACAGGAUUUGACUGCGCAAGCAAGACAGAGAUCCAGCUGGUGCAGAGUCUCGGGGUACCGCCAGAGAGGGUCAUCUACGCCAACCCCUGCAAGCAGGUGUCACAGAUCAAGUAUGCGGCCAGCAGCGGGGUCCAGAUGAUGACCUUCGACAGCGAGGUUGAGCUGCUGAAAGUGGCCCGGGCGCAUCCGAAGGCCAAGCUCGUCUUACGGAUCGCCACUGAUGACUCCAAAGCUGUCUGUCGCCUCAGUGUGAAAUUUGGUGCCACACUCAAAACCAGCAGACUCCUUUUGGAACGGGCGAAAGAGCUGAAUAUCAAUGUCAUCGGUGUCAGCUUCCAUGUGGGGAGCGGCUGCACUGACGCCGAGACCUUCGUGCAGGCCGUGUCGGACGCGCGCUGUGUCUUCGACAUGGGGGCUGAGAUCGGGUUCAGCAUGCAUCUGCUGGACAUCGGCGGGGGCUUUCCUGGGGCCGAGGAUGUGAAGCUCAAAUUUGAAGAGAUCACCAGCGUGAUCAACCCCGCUCUGGACAGAUACUUCCCGCCGGACUCCGGGGUGCGCAUCAUUGCCGAGCCGGGCAGGUACUAUGUGGCGUCGGCCUUCACCCUCGCGGUGAACAUCAUCGCCAAGAAGCUGGUGUGCAGGGAGCAGGCCGGCUCUGAUGACGAGGAGGAGGCCAGCGAGCAGACCUUCAUGUACUACGUGAACGAUGGGGUCUACGGCUCGUUCAACUGCAUCCUAUAUGACCACGCGCACGUGAAGCCGCUGCUGCAGAAGAGACCCAAGCCCGACGAGAAGUACUACUCGUCCAGCAUCUGGGGGCCCACAUGCGACGGCCUGGACCGCAUCGUGGAGCGCUGCGACCUGCCAGAGGUGCACGUGGGCGACUGGAUGCUCUUUGAGAACAUGGGCGCCUACACCGUCGCCGCAGCCUCCACUUUCAAUGGCUUCCAGAGGCCGACCGUCUACUACGUGAUGUCCAGACCAGCGUGGCAGCUCAUGCAGCGGGUCCAGAACCACGGCUUCCUGCCCGGCGUGGAGGAGCAGGAUGUCGGCGCCCUGCCCGUGCCUUGCGCCUGCGAGAGCGAGAUGAAGCGGCACCCGGCAGCGUGCACCUCUGCCAGCAUCAACGUGUAGACGCUGCCCGCCUGCUGCAGGUGUGGGCACAGGGUCGCCUGGCUGGGGCUGGAACUGUUAACUUAGCUAUUGCUAGUUCCGGAUGUCUUGGAAGAGUAGGGUCAGCACGGGCACAGCCACAGUCAGUCACAGACUACAAGGGUCACGCGUAUCUGUGUUCCUAUGGAAACUAUUUGAGUAUUUGUUUUUAUAUGGAUUUUUAUUCGCUUCCACACAAGCCACUAAAGAAGACCCGCAACUGCCAGGCAAGCGUUUGUAGCUUGUGCAGCGGCAGUGUGGGCUGAAAGUUGAGUGUUGUGACCUGUUUUGGAAAUAAAGCAUCUUGAGAGUUUUAGAAUUGGGAGAUUUUGCAGGCGGCCCGCCCGGCCCUGCGGCAUCUGCUGGGAGCCUUGCUGGCCCGGCCUGUGUACCUGGGGGAUGCAGAGUGGACCCCAGCAGCGCCCAGGAGGAGGAUGGCGGCUGUGGGGGGACCCUCUGAGCACCUAGUCUGCAGUGCUGUGGCUGCGCCUGUCCCGCAAGAGUCACAUGGGCGUCCUUGGCCGCACGCUGUCUGGGUUCAAGGUGUGUAGCCGUCCCCUGACUGUAAUAAACUCGGUGUCAGCAGUG
This is a messenger RNA of Fukomys damarensis (Damara mole-rat), 2164 nucleotides long. It is a transcript of the gene Odc1, whose product is annotated as ornithine decarboxylase 1. The record is from RefSeq and is a predicted model, not a curated record. Gene Ontology annotation, cellular component: cytoplasm. Bases 173 to 1558 code for a protein of 461 amino acids. The transcript is spliced from 11 exons. Lineage: Eukaryota; Metazoa; Chordata; Mammalia; Rodentia; Bathyergidae. Gene Ontology annotation, molecular function: ornithine decarboxylase activity.